Orycteropus afer afer is the source of this 1263-nucleotide messenger RNA. It is a transcript of the gene PUSL1, whose product is annotated as pseudouridine synthase like 1. The record is from RefSeq and is a predicted model, not a curated record. NCBI's taxonomy places the organism in Eukaryota, Metazoa, Chordata, Mammalia, Tubulidentata, Orycteropodidae. Gene Ontology annotation, molecular function: RNA binding; pseudouridine synthase activity. Gene Ontology annotation, biological process: tRNA pseudouridine synthesis.
AUGGCUGCGACGGCCGGCCAGCUCGCUGGUUCAGGACCGCGGCGCGCCGAGCGGCAUCCCUGGCCAGUCCGGCCGCCGCCCGCUCGUCCCGCCCGCACCGCACUCGGCGUCCGCCCGCCCGCCCGGAAUGAGGCCGCGGCUGCCCCGCCCCGCCUGUCACCGCUGGGGAGCGUCGCCAAAUUCUGCCUCCCGCGCGCGCCGUCCGCUGUCACUUCCGGGGAGCGUCGGCAAACUCCGCCGCCCGCGCGCGCCGCAAGCUAUCCCUGCCAGGGAGCGUCGCCCCCGCCUCUCCCUGUGGCUUUAAGCACAGCCGACUCGGACCCUGAUGCCCAGCUGGGAGAAGUUAGGCGAACCCAGUGCAAAUCGGGCUUAGGGAGCUGUGGCGCUCGGUUCCGCCGCGCCAUGGGCGCGGUACGCGCGCGCUACCUCGUGUUUUUCCAGUACUUGGGCACGGCCUUCAACGGGGUCAUGGCGGUCAGGGGCUCCCAGAGCGCUGUUGGCGUCCAGAAUUUCCUGGAGGAGGCCGCAGAGCGGCUGAAUUCCAUGGAGCGAAUCAAGUUUACCAUCUCCAGCCGCACAGAUGCUGGCGUCCACGCCCUGAGCAACUCCGCGCACCUGGAUGUUCAGCGCCGCUCAGGCCUGCCACCCUUCUCUCCCAAGGUCCUGACUCAGGCCCUCAACACCCACUUGAGACACCCGGCCAUCAGGGUGGUGCAGGCCUUCCGGGUGCCCAACGACUUCCAUGCUCGCCACACAGCCACAUCAAGGACCUACCUGUACCGCCUGGCCACUGGCUGCCGCUGGCCAGACCAGCUCUCCGUAUUUGAACGAAACCUGUGCUGGGCAUUGCAGGCUGACCUGGACGUGGCCGCCAUGCAGGAGGCUGCCCAGCACCUCCUAGGAACCCAUGACUUCAGUGCCUUCCAGUCAGCUGGCAGCCCAGCCAGGAGCUCAGUGCGUACACUGCGGCGUGCCACUGUUUCCCCUGGGCCUGCCAGCCCCUUUGUCAAUCCCCAGGAGAACAGGAGCCUACGGUUCUGGAACCUGGAGUUUGAGAGCCAGUCCUUCCUAUACCGGCAGGUACGGAGGAUGACAGCAGUGCUGGUUGCUGUGGGGCUGGGGGUACUGACACCUACCCAAGUGAAGGUGAUCCUCGAGAGUAAGGACCCCUUGGGCAGGGAUCAGACACGUGUGGCCCCGGCCCAUGGCCUGUUCCUGAUGGCGGUGCGGUACCCAGGCCUUGGAAGCCUCGGUGAGAGAUGA